CAGCCCUGACCCUCAUUAGGACAAUGACACCUGGGCUGCUCUUCUUGGCUCUCAACUUCUUCUCCUCAGUUCAAGUAGCAGAAAACAAGAUUUUGGUGAAGCAGUCGCCCAUGCUCGUGGUAGACAACAAUGAAGCCAGCAUCAGCUGCAGGUAUUCCUACAGCCUCCUGUCAAAGGAGUUCCGAGCGUCCAUUUACAAGGGCGUGAACAGUGAUGUGGAAGUCUGCGUUGUGAAUGGGAAUUUCUCCUAUCAGCUUCCGUUUCACUCAAACACCGGGUUCAGCUGUCGUGGGGAUUUGCAAAAUGAUACCGUGAUAUUCUACCUCUGGAACCUGCAUGUUAAUCACACAGAUAUUUACUUCUGCAAAAUUGAGGUCAUGUAUCCUCCACCUUACUUAGACAACGAGAAGAGCAACGGAACUAUUGUUCACGUGAAAGAGAAACAUGUUUGCCACGCUCAGGCAUCUCCUAAGCUGUUUUGGACACUGGUCGUGGUUGCUGGAGUUCUGCUUUUUUAUGGCUUGCUAGUGACAGCGGCUCUUUGUAUUAUCUGGACUAACAGCAAAAGGAACAGGCUUCUUCAGAGUGACUACAUGAACAUGACACCCCGGAGACUCGGACCCACACGCAAGCAUUACCAGCCCUAUGCCCCAGCGAGGGACUUCGCAGCCUACCGCCCCUGACAGGGACCCCUAUCCAGAAGCCAGCCGGCUAAUGCCCCUCUACCUGCUCAACAUCCCUGCUCUGGAUAGGAAAGGACAGUCACAUCUCCAGCCGGCUACUUUGGACCUUUUCCGGGCCACCUGUGCCAACCAUUUUGGAGCAUCCAGAUCUAACAUCCUGAUCAUCUUGAGACUCGGGAAUAAAUUAAAGAAGCUUCGAAUGGCUGGAUAAAUUCUGCAUGCCUUGACCCAGACUCAAGCUUAAUCUAUUUAUUGACUUGACUGAGAAGUUAGAGUAGAGAAAUCAAACAGUAAGGGAAUUCAUGCAAGCCUCACUCCUUUCUCACUUAUCAGCACACUUCAGACAUGGGAAGUGUGGUAGCUAAAGAUGUUUUGGAUGGAGAAGAAAGGAUAGAGAAAUCUUCUCUUUGACUAAGCUGGUGUCUCGGGUGGGGAUAGGUUAGAGUUAGAGUUAGUUUGUCAUUUGAAAAUAAUUAAAACACUUUCCCACUCAUAAAAAGAGCCGCUUAGUUUAGAGUUUUCCUGUUAGUUUAGGAAGAUGUGGACAUAUUUUUUUAAUGAAUUCUGACCAUUUUUAAAUCACUUUGACCUGUGGAAAACCAUCAAAGCACUCCCAGGGCUGACUUUCCUCCUUCCCUGUUGUGGGAAUCCAGUAUUAUUAAUACUUACAACAUGAUUUUGGAACUAAAUAGCCCUCCUUCACCAAGAAGAAUGUGAGGGGAAAUAAGCCCACUUUACAUUAAAAAAAACCAUAUAUAUCUGAAUGCUAGGAAGGUUUAUCUGUUUAGUAGCCUGUUAUAGUCAAGCCACUUAAGUUUCAACCUUCCACAGUUGGUUUCCUUUGUGGAUGCCUGGAGUAGAAGGCUGAAACUGCAUCUAUACAGCGUUAGUCACAAAACUGUAAAAAAAAAAAAAAAAAAAAAAAAAAAGGUUGUUCUUGAUCUUUGUCUGAGGAAGGGAAUGAGGCAAUUCUUGCCAUGCUCUAAUGAGGUGGAUAUUUUCCAGAAGUCAUCACAAGGAGCCUCAGUAUAAGUUUCUUUAGACUCUAAGGUUUAAAGGGCUUUGUAUGUUCCAGGGCUCAGAACUCCAGAAGUUUGUGGGCUCAGCUGCUUAAUACCAUAGGAAUUCAUUGACAUGAAAAAUUAUUUUGGAGUGUAUCUUUAGGGACACAUUAGUUCUCAAAGUUUUUAAGAACCUGCAAGACCUGAUACUGAAUGAACAUGGACCUUUGUUUUUGUGUUUCAUUGUUUGUUUGGGGACUUUGAAGAAUGACUGGAGAACCAGUUUCACUGUCUGUUUAGCGCUUUGAAUUAUUGGAGAUUUUUAGAGGCAGAAAGACCUGGUAAAAUUCUCCUUGCUUGCUGAAUGGCCUCAGGCAAAUUACUGUUCAUCUGAGACUAUGAUUCCUCAACUGUAAAAUGGACACAAUGAAACUCACUGUGCUCCUCCUGCCUCUGCCUCCCAAGUUCUAGGAUUACAGGAGUGCACAGUCACAGAAAUUUAAACCCAAACUUGUGAGAUUCUCUCAGCUUCAAUAAUUUGUUUAAGCUAAU
Molecule: messenger RNA, 2236 nt
Organism: Psammomys obesus (fat sand rat)
Lineage: Eukaryota; Metazoa; Chordata; Mammalia; Rodentia; Muridae
Gene: Cd28
Product: CD28 molecule
Exons: 4
Coding region: 24-683 (219 amino acids)
Biological process (GO): T cell costimulation; T cell receptor signaling pathway; positive regulation of T cell proliferation
Cellular component (GO): external side of plasma membrane; membrane
Source: RefSeq, a predicted model, not a curated record